AUGGGAAUCCCAUCCCUAACUAAGCAUCUGUCUCAAUACACUGAAACUGUGGUGUUGAGUGGGAAUCCAGUCACUCCAGGUGGCCCUCCCCACGUCCGAUCUGUGGUCAUCGACGGACCAAGUCUAGUGUACCAUGUCUACUACCGAUUACUGGCCUGGGCGGACGUUGGAUACGAUGCACUUGACACUCAACCUUCUUGCGACGAUGUUAGUCGAGGGGUUGUGAGCUUCCUGUUGCAAUUGAAAGACCGCGGAGUUGAGAUUCAUCAAAUAUGCUUCGAUGGUGCUCUGCCGAUCUCGAAACGAGCGACUCGCUUGACUCGAAUCGAAAAAUCUCGGCAAAAGCUGGAAUUUUGUCGGCAAAGGCCAUUUUCUUCAAUGGCCAACAGACACCGCAAGUCGACCUCCAUACAGCCAGUACAGAUUUGGCAGCGCCGGCAUCUCCCCUCGCGGUGGAAGAAUUUACCCGAAAACCCAUUCAUGGUCUCUGCGGUAUAUGAAGAUCUUACUAACCGGUGGAGCAAAAAGUUGAUGGCAACAACUGUUCACCCAUCUGCUUCUCAGCUUGAGGGAGAAUACCCUUGGGCCAAAAUCACAAUCAUGGUUCCUGGAGAAGCGGAUCUCGACUGUGCUCGCAUAACAAAACUAACGGGUUCGGCCGUGCUCACGAAUGACUCGGAUCUGGCGGUCCAUGACCUUGGGCCGCAUGGAGCGCUUGUCUUGCUCAACUCGUUGGAAUUUUUUGAUAAUACACCCAAUCUCACCUCGUCGGAGAUUCGAGGAUUAAAAAUACAUCCUCAUGAAAUUUGUGUCCGGUUGGGGAUAGGAAGCUUGCAACGAUUCGCCUAUGAGUUGACGCAAGAUCCGCAACGCAGCUUUUCAGAUUUAGUAGGCCGGUCAAAACAAGAUCUUGGAACGGAGUCCGUCAUUGACUUCAAUGAAUUCCUCCAGGAAUAUCUUGACAACCCCGAUCAGCAUACGUCAUUGCAGGAUAUUCCAAACGCUCUAGCCUUGGACCCUCGGGUUUCCGAACUGUUUUGGCAAUAUAAGCUUCCUGGAACCUACUGCUGGGGAGCAGGAAUUCAACCGCACAUCUAUCUGGGAAUCUUAGCCGAGGACCAUGCUAGACAGUGCGCAUGGGAACAGGGAAGAAUAUAUCGAGCCCUUGGGUAUUCCCUUCUCAAUUUGGCACAACCCAAAGCCCAUCAAUUUCCUGCCAUCUAUGAGUUCGUGCGCAGAGGCCGCCGAAUUGUUCCGGAGCAGGUCACUCUCAGUCAGGUCAAAACCACUGUUUCAGAAUUAGACUUGCUCAAUAGACGUCUUCGUCUCGCGCGCUCUGUUUUUGGGAGUGAGACGCAGCCUAGCUUCUGGGUAAUGUUUGCUCUAUCCGAAAUUUAUCGGAACAGUUCUAGUCACGCAACACUUCCUGGUAUGAGCCAGUUGGAACGCUUCCUUGCCCAUGGCUUCGCUGAGAAAGGCUUUGAGUGGGUAGAUGUUCAUCUUCUGGCACAGAUUCAUGCUGUACUCUAUUCGCUCCGUAUACUUAAACAACUCUUGAGCGUCACCAAAGAGUUCGAUCUUUCUCGAAAGCAUGAGGACAUACUGCAUGAGCUACCCCCGCUGUAUCUUUUGGUGGGAUCCCGACAUGAUGUAAUGAAAGCAUUUGAUGGAAUGUCUUCCGUCCAUGAAUCAGUUUCCCAGCUGUUUCAGACCUAUGGCUGA
Molecule: messenger RNA, 1722 nt
Organism: Penicillium longicatenatum
Lineage: Eukaryota; Fungi; Ascomycota; Eurotiomycetes; Eurotiales; Aspergillaceae
Exons: 1
Coding region: 1-1722 (573 amino acids)
Source: RefSeq, a predicted model, not a curated record